This is a messenger RNA of Mangifera indica (mango), 4092 nucleotides long. RefSeq lists its product as uncharacterized. The record is from RefSeq and is a predicted model, not a curated record. NCBI's taxonomy places the organism in Eukaryota, Viridiplantae, Streptophyta, Magnoliopsida, Sapindales, Anacardiaceae. Gene Ontology annotation, molecular function: ATP binding; protein binding; nucleic acid binding.
AAUUCCCCGCCAAACUAUGUGCAGUGACUUCAAAUAAGAAAUUCACGAACCCUUGAUUUUCCUUCGAAAUCCAAUCGACUGAAGUGAGAGAUCGAAAUGGACAAGUGUGAUAGAAAAAUUCAAGUCCGUACACUAAGCGGUGAAACGACUACCGUUUCGGUAUCGUCCGACAAAUCCAUUCACGAACUCAAGCUUCUUUUAAAGAUCAGUUUCCCUCCCGCCUCUUCCUCGCCAAAUUUCCACCUCUUCUUCAAGGGUGUAAAAUUGAACUUACAAAGUCAAGUAUGCAGUUUAACGAUGGAGCCUGGAGAAUUCAUUGUUCUUAUACCCUUCACUAAGAAGGAUAGGCCUCAAAAGCCAAAACCUGAUUUUUCUGAAAUUUCUUCAAAUGCUGCCGAACAAACCUCAAGUUUGAAAAAGUUUGUUGAUUCUGCGUAUACUGAUAUGAUGCAAGAAUUAGCUUCUUUGCGAGAAGAUGAAACAAGUAAAAUUGAUGAUAAUCAACCAAAAAGCUAUACAGAGUUUGGAAAUGUAAGUAGAGGUCCUUUAGAUGCAAAACGCAAGAGAAGUGUUGAUUCUAAUAGUCAAGAGGGGCGCCCUUAUGAUUUUUUGUGGAGUGUUUGGCGGUCUAAAAGCAAGGAUGCUCUUGAAGGACAGAAUUGUGAAAAGUUUGUUGAGGUUUUAGAGUCAUUGACUUGUUUAUUGGAUCCGCAUUCAGGGAAAUGUAUGUUGCUAAAAGAUGCCAGUAUGCGGCGUAGUAAUGGUGGACUGUGGGAAAGCAAUGAUAAUGAUACUUCUUGCUUGUGUCCAGCUUGGUUGAAGAAAAUUAUGGAGGCAUUUGCUUUCAUAAGCAUCUUUUGCGCAAAUCUUCAUUUACAAAAGGCAACGGUCACAUUGUCUCGAGUGAAGGAUGCACUGAAUGAGCUUAGCAAGUUUGGAGUUCGAGUUGAUAUUGAGGACGUUGAGCAUCUUUCUGUUCUUUGUCCUAAGGUGGUACAGUUUGCUAAUGAUGAUAUGGAGUUUAAGAAUUAUAGCAAUGCCAUUGUUAUCAUCAGUGCUCCAACUGAAGAAAGAUAUCAAGUAGAAGACAAUCUGAGAAUUGGCCACAAAGACAUGUCUUUAUCCAAGAUAUUUAAUGCAUUGAAGAAAUGGGAAAGUUCCUUUAAAUAUGAUCUGUGGGAGUGUAAAAUUAGAAAGACAGCCAUAUCCCUCUCCUUGGAGCAUUUGCUAACAUUUGUCAAGGAACGUGGUACUGUUGUCAAUGGAAAUGGAGGAAAACGACCUAGCAGAAACUUAUCCACUGCUUCAAGUUCUAAUGCCACCCAAAGACGAUGUAAUGACACUAGUCAAUUGUUACCAUUGGAAAUGGUUGAACAUUUGCGGAAGGGCCUUGGAUCUCAUGGACAGAUAGUACAUGUUGAAGACAUCAGUCCAAGGAAAGCUGUUCACGUAGAAAUCCCUUAUGAAAUCUCAGAUAAUGCAAAAUCAGCUCUUAAAUGUAUUGGGAUUUCUAAAUUAUAUAGCCACCAGGCACAGUCCAUAAGGGCAUCCCUUUCUGGGAGGAAUGUUGUUGUGGCAACAAUGACAUCUAGUGGAAAAUCUCUUUGCUAUAACCUGCCAGUUCUGGAAGCAUUAUCCCAAAAUUUGUUAUCAUGUGCCCUAUACUUGUUCCCAACAAAGGCCUUAGCUCAAGAUCAACUAAAAGCUUUGUUAACUAUGAUAGAAGCAUUUGGUGCCUCCAUUAAUAUUGGGAUAUAUGAUGGUGAUACUUCACAGAAGGACAGGAUAUGGCUGCGUGAUAAUGCUAGACUGUUGAUAACCAAUCCUGAUAUGCUGCACAUGUCAAUCUUGCCGUCACAUCGACGAUUCAGCCGAAUUUUAUUGAAUCUUAGGUAUGUAGUAGUUGAUGAAGCGCAUGCUUAUAAAGGAGCAUUUGGAUGUCAUACUGCUUUUAUAUUUAGAAGACUACGUCGCCUUUGCUGUCACGUAUAUGGUAGUGAUCCUUCUUUUGUAUUUUCUACUGCAACUUCUGCUAAUCCUCAGGAGCAUUGCAUGGACCUCGCAAAUCUGUCAACAUUGGAGCUGAUUAAAAAUGAUGGAAGUCCUUCAUCUCAAAAGCAUUUUGUCCUCUGGAAUCCUACUCCAAAUGCAAGGACUGUGUUGAACAAAGUUCAGAGUAACACGGAUGAUACAGGUCAUACUUCUCAUAAGAAUUCGAGUCCAAUUUCAGAAGUGUCAUACCUCUUUGCAGAAAUGGUUCAGCAUGGACUUCGCUGCAUUACUUUUUGCAAGUCACGUAAACUUUGUGAGCUUGUUUUAUCUUACACGCGUGAAAUUCUUCAGGGGACAGCAUCUCACCUGGUCAACUCUGUAUGCGCUUAUCGUGCUGGCUAUGUUGCACAGGAUCGAAGGAGAAUAGAGAGUGAUUUCUUUAGUGGGAAGCUUUGUGGUAUUGCUGCUACAAAUGCUCUUGAGUUGGGUAUUGAUGUUGGGCACAUUGAUGUAACUUUGCAUUUAGGUUUUCCUGGUAGUAUUGCCAGCCUGUGGCAACAAGCUGGCAGGUCUGGAAGAAGGGAGAAACCAUCUCUUGCUGUAUAUGUAGCGUUUGGAGGACCUCUUGAUCAAUAUUUUAUGAACUUUCCUCAGAAACUCUUCAAUAGCCCAAUUGAAUGUUGUCAUAUUGAUUCUGAAAACCAGCAGGUACUCGAGCAGCAUCUGGUUUGUGCUGCCCUUGAACACCCAGUAAGCUUGGUUUAUGAUGAGAAAUUCUUUGGAUGUGGUCUAAACAGUGCCAUUCUAACUCUUAAAAAUAAAGGUUACCUCAGUUCUGAUCCAUCACAUGAAUCUUCUGCUGAAGUAUGGAGUUACAUUGGGCAUGAGAAAAUGCCUUCACAUGCAAUCAGUAUACCAAUAGACACAGUGAAAUACAAAGUAAUAGACAUGCAAAAAAAUGAAGUUCUUGAGGAGAUUGAGGAAAGCAAAGCUUUCUUCCAGGUGUAUGAAGGUGCUGUGUACUUGCACCAAGGGCAUAACUAUCUGGUCAAGGAGUUAAAUAUACCUGAUAAGAUUGCCUUUUGCGAAAAAGCCAACCUGAAGUAUUACACUAAGACUCGUGAUUAUACAGAUAUUCAUGUUGUUGGUGGUAAUAUUGCCUAUCCAUCAAGGGGUUCCAAGAUCCAGUUGCUAAGAACAACAGCCCAAGCACAUAUUUGUAAAGUAACAACUACUUGGUUUGGUUUCUAUCGUUUAUGGAGAGGAAGUGGUGAAAUCUUUGAUACAGUUGAUCUUUAUCUGCCUAAAUAUUCAUAUGAAUCACAGGCAGUUUGGGUUCAAGUUCCGCAAUCAGUUAAAGCAGAGGUGGAAAAAAAAUUUUUGUUCCAAUCAGGCCUGCAUGCUGCCUCUCAUGCUCUUCUUCAUGUAGUGCCUAUAUUUUUGAGAUGCAACUUAUCUGACUUGGCUCCAGAGUGUCCAAACCCUCAUGAGACCCACUAUUUUCCAGAAAGAAUUCUAUUGUAUGAUCAGCAUCCUGGUGGGACUGGUGUUUCAAAACAGAUUCAACCAUAUUUUUCACAGCUUUUAACUGCUGCUUUAGAACUUCUAACAUCUUGCCUCUGUGUGGGAGACACUGGCUGCCCCAAUUGCGUCCAGAAUCUCAGUUGUUCUGAGUAUAAUGAGCUCAUACACAAGGAUGCAGCCAUUAUGAUUAUCAAGGGUGUUUUGGAUGCUGAGAAAUCUUACUUUGAAGGUCUCCCAGACUCCUUUGAAUCACCGACAGUGGAGGAUAACUGAACCAUUGAUGACUGAAGUUUACAGCAUACAAUGUAAACCCUCAUUUUGUUAACAACCAUGUAAAAAAAUUUUGGGUAGACAAAGGAGGGUUUUUUUUAUGAGUAUUUAUUGCUCAAGCCGUAAAAGGAAAAUAUAUAUUUACAUAUUGAUCGAAAUGGCCCAUGCAGGUCCCAAACCUGCGACUUCUGCGUUGUUAGCACGAUGCUUACCAACAGAGCUAUAAUAGGUCAGUAAAGGAAUUUUGAGAAAUAUAACAUACUCGUUAUAGUGGGGCUUUGAUAUGAACAAAAUAUUUGGAGAUGA